Molecule: messenger RNA, 663 nt
Organism: Symbiodinium necroappetens
Lineage: Eukaryota; Dinophyceae; Suessiales; Symbiodiniaceae
Source: the annotation of a GenBank genome assembly
AUGGAGCAGGAGCCGCUAGACGAUCUGAGUCGGGAGCGAAGCCAUGAGCACCCGACGGCACGGCCCGUGACGCGUGGUCGAGGUCACCGGGGGCCCACAGACGAGAAGCCACGAAGGGUGGUCUUUGUGGAUCAUCACCAUGUUCACCACCACCAUCACUUCCACGCGCCCACGGACUGGGACGGUGCCCCUGGCGAUCUUCCACCAGAGUCGCUGCAGCGUUGCCAGGAGCAGAAGGCAGAGCAAGACGUGGAGCGCUGCAUGGAGCAGACAGGCCCGGCGCCUGCGGCCCUGCCGGAAGCGCCGAAACCAGGCCGCCCACGGCCGAGGCGGAACGCGCCGGGACGCUGGGAGCCGGUUGGCGGGGCCAGCAUUGACCUCUUGGAAGAGUCCUUAGCCGGGAGCCUCCCGGGCUUGCAGAGCACCUUCAGCACAUUCGGUGCUCGCAGAGGUAUGCCAGGCACGGCCGAGGCAGGCCUGCCAUCUGCAGAGGCGUCCUGGCUGGCGAGCGUGUCGAAUCCGCUACCGGCCACGGGCAGUGCAGCACAGAGAAAGCAGCCGCCAGAAUUGCAGCUGCAGCAGUAUUUCGAGGUCAUGUCCUGCUUGCCGCUGGAGACUCGCUUGAAGCUGUCGCCAUACGCGGUGCCACUGGGUGCCCGGUAG